AUGGUAACUUCAUCAAAGUCUGACCAAUAUCUCGAAAGAUUCUUGUACGCUGCUACCAUACGACAUAUAUUGACUAGUCCAGAAAAGGAUAAUAAAAAGGCAGCUGGAUAUGCACAAAUUUUGACUGUGGAUAUUCAGAGUCAAUUAAAUAUUAAAUUUGCUCUGGUCAUCUUGAAGGGUAAAUUUCCCUGCCUUGAUCCUUUGCCAGGAAAUGGUGUUAAUGUUGAACUUCUCUUGCAUAUCUCUGCUGGCCCUCAACAUCAACGCCAUCGAAAGCUCUUGCAACCGGCCUUUGGACCAUCACAUUUACGCGCUGCUCUAGAUGCCAGCUAUGAGAGCAGCAGGAAACUAGUCAAGAUCUGGUCAGACAAGCCUGAUUCUGAACGUGUCGUUGAUGUUUACCGAGCCAUGACAGACUUGACUUCCGAUAUUGCGAAAAUCGCCUUUUCAUAUGAUUUUAGAGGUGCAGCUAUUGAGUAUCGUGCUGGUCAUGGAACUUCAGCAAACAGUCUUACAUUCAGCUUUCUACGACUUGCUGAGAAUCCGGAUGUAUGCAAGAAGCUUCAAGCUGAGAUUGACAGUGUUAUUGGCCCGAAUGUUAGAGCUACGACUGAAAAUGUUGGAGGUCUUGUAUAA
Synchytrium microbalum is the source of this 636-nucleotide messenger RNA. RefSeq lists its product as uncharacterized. The record is from RefSeq and is a predicted model, not a curated record. Gene Ontology annotation, molecular function: cholesterol 24-hydroxylase activity; iron ion binding; heme binding. The transcript has 4 exons. Bases 1 to 636 code for a protein of 211 amino acids. Gene Ontology annotation, biological process: cholesterol catabolic process. Lineage: Eukaryota; Fungi; Chytridiomycota; Chytridiomycetes; Synchytriales; Synchytriaceae.